Molecule: messenger RNA, 453 nt
Organism: Trichoderma aggressivum f. europaeum
Lineage: Eukaryota; Fungi; Ascomycota; Sordariomycetes; Hypocreales; Hypocreaceae
Exons: 1
Coding region: 1-453 (150 amino acids)
Source: RefSeq, a predicted model, not a curated record
AUGUCAACUGCUAAGCCACCAUCAUUCUUCGUCUCCCUUCCAGUCGCAUCUCUCAGCUCCUCCACCGACUUUUAUAAGUCUCUUUCCUUCACCCCUCUUGAUGAUUACUCGGACGCCAACACCGCGGCAUUCCGCUUCCCUUACAAGUCCAACGCCAAUAUCUGCCUCAUGAUACACUCUACAUCGAGGUUUGAGGAAUUCAUUCGCCGUGGUUCAGAAAUUGUACACGCAAAGAAGGCCACUGGCGCCAUAUACACCCUGGGUGUGCCGAAUAAGGAAGACGUAGAUGGGUUCCUGGAAAAGGCUGAAAAGGCGGGUGGCAAGAAAGACCCUUUUGAAAUGAAGGAGUAUGGGAAAGAUUUGGGACUAUAUACGAGAAGCUUCGAGGACUUGGAUGGGCAUAUCUGGGAAGCAACAACAAUGUUGAAUGAGAAGUCAAAGGAGGAAGCAUGA